Molecule: messenger RNA, 945 nt
Organism: Aureobasidium vineae
Lineage: Eukaryota; Fungi; Ascomycota; Dothideomycetes; Dothideales; Saccotheciaceae
Source: the annotation of a GenBank genome assembly
GGUGCAUCUGCUGUCCUUGGUGCCACCUAUUCAAACCCUCUGGAGCCUAAGGAUGGUGGUGACCCUUCCAUCGUAUGGCACGAAGGGUACUGGUACUUUACCGCGACCAACUAUCGCGAUAUCAGCGUUCGACGUGCAACGACUCUUGAGGGGCUGAAGACUGCCCUGCCAAAGACAGUUUGGGCACCCAGCGCCGACUUUCCAUCUCGCCAGUGCAACAUCUGGGCGCCUGAGCUACACGUUANNUGGCACAUCUACUUCUCCGCUGGUGGCUGCGGCGACGGCGCAAUCCAGCAAUCCCAAGUCCUACGUGGCGGAGAAUCUCCAUGGGACAACUUCGACUUCUACGGCACUAUCAAUGCACCUGCCUGGUCCAUUGACGGAACUCCUCUGACCAUCGAGGGCCAAAACUACUUUGUCUACUCUUGCUUCAGAGAUGACACAGGUGAAACUCUGCAAUCACUUUGCAUUGGCAAGAACUCCGAUAUCCUUACCAUCGGAGAAGAGCACCUUCUUGCCUCUCCCACCGAGGCCUGGGAGCGGAACGGACAGAUGCCAGUCAACGAAGGUCCAUUUGCUCUCUACAGCAAAAACCGCACUUUCCUCUCUUAUUCUGGCUCUUUCUGCUGGGACCCCUCAUACUCACUCGGUCUUCUCGAAUACGUGNGGGGCGACCCACUUGAACAAAGCAGUUGGGUCAAGACUGGCCCUCACUUUAGCCAGGCAAACGGCAUGUACAGUACUGGCCACAACAGCUUCUUUACCAGUCCGGAUGGUACAGAGACUUGGAUGGCUUAUCAUUCUUCUCCCAACCCUGCCGGCAGCUGCGGAGAUAGAUACUCCAAUGCGAAGAAGAUCGACUUCGAGGCUGAUGGCUUCCCUAUCCUCGGCGCGCCAAUUGCUGAGGGUGAGGUGUUGCCUGGUCCUGCCGGUGAGCCGCAAGCA